UGACAUUUGCUCCUCGGUGAAAGAAGAUUUACCAGUUAUGAAUUAAGCUAUAUCUGCCUCUCGCUCAAACUGUUGGUUGGAUAGCGGGAACGGAGAAGUAGAGAUGGAGGCCACAGAGAACGUUAUGAAGGCGUCGACGGAGAGGCGUCACCGUAAGGCAUUCGGCUUCGCCGCCAAAGAUACAACUGGCUUUCUCUCUCCAUUCACUUUCUCCAGAAGGGAAAAUGGUGACUGUGAUGUUACCAUAAAGAUAUUGUACUGCGGCAUUUGUCACACCGAUCUCCACAGCAUCAAAAAUGACUGGAAGGAUACUGUUUACCCACUUGUUCCAGGGCAUGAAAUCGCUGGUAUUAUCACUGAAGCUGGGUGCAAUGUUCAAAAGCUCAAAAUUGGGGACAAAGUGGGCGUUGGAUGCUUAGUUGGUGCCUGUCGUUCAUGUGAUAGAUGUAUCCAGCAUAAGGAGAACUACUGCCCCAAGCUGGUGUUCUCUUACAACUCAGUUGAUAUUGAUGGGAAGAUUACUUAUGGAGGUUACUCAAACAUUAUUGUAGUGGACGAGCAUUUUGUGGUUAAAUUCCCAGAGAACUUCCCCAUGGAUAGAGGUGCUCCGUUACUCUGUGCAGGGAUAACGGUAUACAGUCCCAUGAAGAACUUUGAGCUCAACCAGCCUGGGAAGAACAUCGGUGUUGUUGGUCUUGGAGGACUUGGCCAUGUUGCGGUUAAGUUUGGAAAGGCUUUCGGGGCAAAGGUCACUGUUAUCAGCUCAUCGCCUUGGAAGAAAGAGGAAGCCAUCAAGCAAUUGGGUGCUGAUACUUUCCUUGUCAGCACUGAUGCUGAACAAAUAAAGGCUGCAAAGGGUACCAUGGAUGGAAUCAUCAACACAGUAUCAGCCAAACAUGCCCUCUUGCCCCUAAUACUUUUGCUGAAAUCUGAGGGGAAAAUGAUCAUGGUGGGUGCGCCGGAACAUCCACUCGACUUGCCAGCUCUUCCUCUGCUUUUGGAAGGGAAGAUUUUGGCUGGCAGCUGUAUUGGUGGAAUGAAGGAUACACAGGAGAUGUUAGAUUUUGCCGGGGAACACAACAUAGCUGCAGAUAUUGAGCUGAUUGGCAUCAACUAUGUGAACCAGGCCAUGAAGAGGCUUGCCAAUGGUGAUGUUAAAUACAGAUUUGUGAUUGAUGUGGGAAACACCUUAGCUGAAGCUUAAGAAAUUAUGCUCUGCGCUUGGUUGGUGAGAUUUGAUACUGUCUCUCUUUUAUGGCCUUGUCACCUUUUUUAUGCUUUUGGUGUUUACUAGAUGGUGCCAUGAAAAUAAGAUUGUCUUGAGGUUGAUGGAACUAUUGUAUGGUCCAAAACUUUUGACUUGGCUAUGGUUGAUUUUUGCUCUUAUUAUGCAAGUGUUUAGUUUCAUCUU
Phalaenopsis equestris is the source of this 1411-nucleotide messenger RNA. RefSeq names its product probable mannitol dehydrogenase. The transcript is spliced from 5 exons. Bases 104 to 1204 code for a protein of 366 amino acids. Gene Ontology annotation, biological process: lignin biosynthetic process. Gene Ontology annotation, molecular function: zinc ion binding; cinnamyl-alcohol dehydrogenase activity. NCBI's taxonomy places the organism in Eukaryota, Viridiplantae, Streptophyta, Magnoliopsida, Asparagales, Orchidaceae. The record is from RefSeq and is a predicted model, not a curated record.